AUGGGGAUCUGCUGGAGUGUUCAAUCACGUUCUCCGGUCGAUCACCGCAACCGCAGCACUGCCGCCAACCCCAACAAUCAAUCAGGGAGUUUUCAGUUUUCCGUUGGUCUCAGCAACAAAAGAUUAAUACAGAAUGGUAAUUCUACUUCUCUUGGGCAUAGCAGCCACUCUGGAGGAAUCGGCAGGUUCUUUGGACCAAGUAGUAGUAAUACCUAUUCAACAGGCAAUAACACUAGCACAUCCUUUUGGGGCACUGAGAAUAGCCAAGCCUCUGGAGUGAGGGAUGAAGAUGAGAGGGGCCAGAUCUUGGAUGUUGUAGACUUGAGAGAAUUUACCGUGGCAGAAUUGAAGGCAGCUACCAAAAAUUUCAAAGAUGACACUGUGAUAGGAGAGGGGGGAUUCGGUAAAGUAUACAAAGGUUUGAUUAGAGGUGAGGGGUUGACCAUUGCCAUCAAGAAGUUGAAUUCUGGAAGCAAGCAAGGAAUUGUGGAGUGGAAGUCAGAGCUUACUUUCUUAGGGAGGCUUUCUCAUCCCAACCUCGUUAAGUUGUUGGGAUUUGGGCGACAGGAUAGCGAACUUUUUCUGGUGUAUGAAUUUAUGCCUCGUGGCAGCAUGGAUAACCACCUAUUUGGAAGAGGAGCAAAUGUUCGGCCACUUUCUUGGGACACAAGGCUAAGAAUUAUGAUUGGAGCAGCUAGGGGGCUGCAUUUCCUUCACUCCUUGGAGAAUCCAAUUAUAUAUAGAGAUUUUAAACCCUCAAAUAUACUACUUGACCUGACAUAUACGCCUCGGUUAUCAGACUUUGGCUUAGCCAAAUCUGUUACAUCACCUGAUCAGAGUCACGUAUCAACAAACGUUGUGGGAACACACGGCUAUGCUGCUCCUGAGUACGUUGCAAAAGGUCAUUUGUACGUGAAAAGUGAUGUGUAUGGAUUUGGAAUUUUUCUGGUGGAGUUGCUGACUGGGAAGAGGAUUAGUGAUAUAAAACACCUGUGUGAGAAAACGUCCUUGAGGGAUUGGAUGAGAAGAAAUCUUCUAAAUAGAGGGAUUAUAAGAAGCAAUAUGGAUGCAAAGUUGGAAGGGAAAUAUCCAUCCAACUUAGCUUUACAAAUAGCUCAACUAGCUCUCAAAUGCAUCCAAACAGAACCCAAAGUGAGGCCAUCAAUGAAAGAAGUUGUUGAAAGAUUGGAACAGAUUGAAGCAGCAAAUGAUAAACCAGCUGAUAACAGAAAGCGGGUUAAUAGUUCUCGAGUUGUUCAACAACAUGGCCGUCCAGAUGGUAGUUGA
Sphenostylis stenocarpa is the source of this 1287-nucleotide messenger RNA. The record is from the annotation of a GenBank genome assembly. NCBI's taxonomy places the organism in Eukaryota, Viridiplantae, Streptophyta, Magnoliopsida, Fabales, Fabaceae.